This is a messenger RNA of Lobosporangium transversale, 1733 nucleotides long. RefSeq lists its product as hypothetical. The record is from RefSeq and is a predicted model, not a curated record. The transcript is spliced from 7 exons. Gene Ontology annotation, molecular function: FAD binding. Bases 178 to 1623 code for a protein of 481 amino acids. Lineage: Eukaryota; Fungi; Mortierellomycota; Mortierellomycetes; Mortierellales; Mortierellaceae.
AUCUUUUUCUUCCUUUUCUAUCCCUCUUCCUCCUCGUACUCCCCUCGCCCCCUCGCCCUCGUACUCUCCCUUUUAUCUCAUCAUCUCUCUAUCUCCUUAUCCUCCACUUUCAUCACCACAGGAAUUUUAAUAUCUCAUCCACAUCAUCCAUAUCAUCCACAUCAAAAUAAUCAUCCAAUGGCGCCCUGCACAGAAUUCCAAGCCUGUAUCAACCCAACGCCCACAAAGGCCCGAGUGAUCAUUGUGGGCGCUGGAAUUGGCGGCAUUGUGUUUGCAGCAUUGAUGGAAAAGGCCGGGAUUGAAUACCAGGUCUUGGAGCGAGCUGCCAAGGUCAUCCCUCUUGGAUCCGCUCUCAGUUUUGGUCCCAAUGUGAUGUACCUGUUUGAACAGCUGGGUAUCUUGGAUGAAAUCAUGGCCAAUGCUAAACACUUUGCAUUCUCGACUGGAUACAAUGAAAACCGGGAAGCUACCCGGACACUGGUUUAUAGCCCGGUAGAGAAAAUUGGAGGUUAUCUUCCUCAUAUUAUCGCUCGUCCUAUUUUAGUGGACAUCUUGAUGAAGCUGGUUCCGCUUCACAAGAUCCAUUAUUCCAAAAAGAUCCUUUCUUGUAAACAGGAUCGUGAGGGCGUCAUCAUUUCAUGUUCCGAUAAUUCGACCUAUCAAGCCGAGAUUGUCGUGGGUGCAGACGGUGCUUAUUCAAGUGUUCGGCAAAAUCUUUAUAAACAAUUGCUGGCUCAGGAUCGGUUACCGAAGAGUGAUCAGGCCGAAUUGCCCUUCAAUACGACCUGUCUCGUCGGACAGACCAAGCCCUUGGACCCUGAGAAGUUUCCUCAUUUGAAGGAUAAUCAUACUUGGUUUGAAACGACGAUUGGAGAAGGCAAGCCUUAUUCUUGGGUCACUUUCACCACCAAGUUCAAUACGAUCUGCUGGAUGGUCUUGGAACAUCUGGAUGGAGAAUCCUCCAAGGGAAGUGAAUCGUUCCAGAACACAGAAUGGGGUCCAGAGGCAGCAGAGAUGAUGUGCAAAGCCGUGAAAGAUUUCCCUGUUCCUCGGAAUAAUUUGACCUUGGGCGACUUGUUUGAGAACACACCGAAGGAAUAUAUUUCCAAAGUCAUGUUGGAGGAGAAAUUGUUCGACACCUGGUAUGGAGGACGGAUGGUCCUCAUUGGAGAUGCAUGUCACAAGUUGUUCCCAUCCGCUGGUCUUGGCGCUGUGAGUGCAAUGCAGGAUGCAGUGACUCUUGCAAAUUGUAUUUACGAAUUACCGGAACACCCAACGACCGAGGAAAUCUCCAAUGCCUUCAAGCAUUACCAGGAUGAACGGUAUCCCCUGGCCAAGAAUGCUUAUGACACCAGCCAUCGUCUCGCUCUUGUCAUUGGCCAGCGCUGGUACAAUAGCGUCAUCCGUGGGUUGAUGAAGGUCCUGCCCAAGAGUGUCUUCACAAAGUCAUUAUCAGUCAUGCACUCAUACCGCCCUCAGGCAUCUUUCCUCACACCUGUUCAAGACAAGGGUGAAAUCCCUCCAGUACCUCAGGCUAGUCUGGAUCGUGCUAGAGCCAACGCCAAGGCCAGAGCCUUGAAAAAUCCCAAGGAUCAAUCACAAACUGGUGCACAGGCCAUUUAAACAUUUUAGGAGCAAAAGCAUUAAGCAUUAAGCAUAAUCAUUUAGGCAUUUCCCAAAUUAAAUUCCAAAUUCAUAAAUAUAUAGAUUACAUUCACACAAUUAGCACAAUC